GCUGUCAAAACACAAAAAGCGGGAUCUUUGGCAAAGCCUUUCGCAAAGUAUGUAGGGCACGUCCUCUUGGCAUGCAUCGACUCUAUGAACGACGACUCGAUGUGUAUCCUGACACCAGAGAUACGAUGGGAACUCGAGCCUGGCCUAUCUUCAUUAUGUGAGAUGCUCGGCGAGUACAAUCGAGAUGCCUUGAUAGUCUCUGUACUUGAUUCCGGCGGCAAGACUUUCAUGAAGUUGCUCUGGAGGGAGUAUGAGGAGCAGCGAUAUGUGGGGAAGGGGUAA
Pisolithus orientalis is the source of this 282-nucleotide messenger RNA. RefSeq lists its product as uncharacterized. The annotation marks the transcript as partial. The record is from RefSeq and is a predicted model, not a curated record. NCBI's taxonomy places the organism in Eukaryota, Fungi, Basidiomycota, Agaricomycetes, Boletales, Pisolithaceae. The transcript has a single exon.